GGUUGACAGCAUAAGAUAAUUUGGUUAUUUUAUUGUUAGCGUAUGAUAAUAAGAUUAGAAGUUGUUUAUCAAAUAUAUGAUAGAGAUUUGAUUAAACAAGAUGCCCGACGUCAGUGUGAUUGCACCGGCUCCAGUUGAAAAUGCAAACACGGAACCACCCCCAGAACAAACUACAAACACCAUUGGAAUAAUAUAUCCCCCACCAGAAGUACGUAAUAUUGUAGACAAAACUGCUAGUUUUGUUGCACGUAAUGGACCAGAGUUCGAAAAUAGAAUUCGUCAAAAUGAACUAGGGAAUCCAAAAUUCAAUUUUUUGAGUGCAGGUGAUCCUUAUCAUGCUUAUUAUCAGCAAAAGGUCAAAGAUAUUCGAGAUGGUAAAGGAAAUGAUCAAAAUGCAUCUGCAUUACCAGCAUCUUUGCAAAAACUUUCGGUGACAUCUGCAGCACAUCAGAAACAACAAGAAUUACUGAAACAAAUUACUGAACAGCAGUUUGUACCAAAAGAUCCUCCACCAGAGUUUGAAUUUAUUGCAGAUCCUCCAUCAAUUUCAGCUAUGGACUUAGAUAUUGUUAAAUUAACUGCUCAAUUUGUAGCUAGAAAUGGUAGACAAUUUCUAACAAAUUUAAUGAAUCGUGAACAGCGAAAUUAUCAGUUUGACUUUUUGCGACCACAGCACUCUUUAUUUCAGUACUUCACUAAGUUGCUUGAACAAUAUACAAAAGUUUUGAUUCCACCAAAGGAGUUAAUGAGUAAGUAUAAUGAAGCUAAGGGAGGUGAUUUUAUUUUGGAGCAAGUUAAAUACCGUGCUGAUUGGAUUAAGCAUCAAGAAGCACAAAAAAGAAAGGAAGAGGAAAAAAUAGAACGUGAAAGAGUUGCUUAUGCUCAGAUUGAUUGGCAUGAGUUUGUUGUCGUAGAGACAGUAGAUUAUCAACCCUUUGAACAAGGUAAUUUUCCCCCUCCUACUACUCCAGAUGAUGUAGGUGCUAGAGUGUUAAUGCAGGAGCGUUUAGAUGACGAUGAAGAUAUUGAAAUGCAGCUGGAAUCUGAUUCUGAUGAAGAUGAAGAAUCUGAAUCUACUGCAGUAUCAUUAAGUGUCAUGGAAGAUCGUACAAAUGUACGUGACAAUAAUCAAAUACAGGAUAUGGAUGAAGAUAGUUCUGAUGAAGAUGAAGGUAAAAAACAAAAGGAUUCAGCUUCAUCACAACCUUCUACUGAAAAUCUUAUGGAGCCCCCGUCACUGGACAAAGUUGUCAUAAAAAAAUAUGAUCCAAAGAAGGCAAAUAAACCAGCUAAGAGUGAAAACAGUGAAGAUUUCCUUAUUUCUCCUAUAACUGGUGAAAGAAUACCAGUAAAUAAAGUUGCAGAGCAUAUGCGUAUUGGACUUCUUGAUCCAAGGUGGGUCGAAAUGCGUGGCCAACAAUCUGACAAGCAAGCUCAAGAAAAUGUUUAUGCAGCUGGUUCAGCUAUUGAGGCGAGUCUCAAACAACUAGCUGAAAGGAGAACAGACAUUUUCGGUGUGGGUGAUGAAGAAGCAGCUAUUGGUAAAAAAAUUGGAGAAGAAGAAAGCCGCAAAGAAGAACGUGUGACAUGGGAUGGCCACACUUCAAGUGUGGAGGCAGCUACACGUGCUGCUAGAGCAAAUAUAACACUUGAAGAGCAAAUUCACCAAAUACACAAGGUAAAAGGCUUAUUACCAGAUGAAGAGAAAGAGAAAAUAGGUCCAAAGCCAGUUUCUGGAAGACCAGUAAAUGUUACUAAACCUGUAAUUAACAAGUCAGUUUCUGCAGCACCUGUGUUGACUGCACAACCCGUGUCACAAUCAACAGCACCUAUGAUGACACAAGCUCCAAUAAUGGCUCAGCCACCACCUAUGAUGAUGAUGCAACCCAUGAGACCAAUGAUGGCACGACCAGCAUAUGGUGUUCCAUCACAGCUUCCUUACCUUGGCCCACCAGGUAUGCCAACAAUGUCUCCUGCAAAUAUUGGACAUAUGCCUCCCAUGCCACCUAUGCCACCUCCACCACAAAUGCCAGGUAAGCAUGGUUUAGAAAUGAGUGCGGAAGAUGACAUUCCAAAUAAAAAACAAAGAUCUGAAGAUUCACUGGUUCCUGAGCAAGUAUUUUUGGCCAGAAACCCAAGUCCUGUGAAUUUCAAGGUUCUGGCACCAAUGGUUCCUGAUAAACCUGAAUGGAGGCUUAAUGGUCAAAUGUUAUCUAUUGUAAUGGCUUUGACCGAUAAUAUAGGCAGUCUCAAAUCAAGAAUUCAAGAGGAGACUGGAAUGCCACCAGCAAAACAAAAAUUAUCAUACGAUGGUUUGUUUUAUAAAGACACUAAUUCAUUGGCAUUUUACAACAUUUCUCCAGGGACAGUUGUUACAUUACAAGUAAAAGAAAGAGGUGGAAGAAGAAAUUAAUUACUAUCCUUUAAUUAAUAUGUAUCUAAUAAAGUUUAAUAAAAACCACUUACUUGAAAGAAAGCUUCUGGAGAUAUUUGAUAUUGCAG
Ctenocephalides felis (cat flea) is the source of this 2502-nucleotide messenger RNA. RefSeq names its product splicing factor 3A subunit 1-like. Gene Ontology annotation, biological process: mRNA cis splicing, via spliceosome; regulation of alternative mRNA splicing, via spliceosome. Lineage: Eukaryota; Metazoa; Arthropoda; Insecta; Siphonaptera; Pulicidae. Gene Ontology annotation, cellular component: catalytic step 2 spliceosome; U2-type prespliceosome; U2 snRNP. Gene Ontology annotation, molecular function: RNA binding; protein binding. The record is from RefSeq and is a predicted model, not a curated record.